GGAGGAGAUCUUGACAGUGCACUGCAAGCGGCGUCGCGGCGGGGCACAGUAGCAAUGGUGCAGAUGCUGCUGGAUGCUGGCGCAGAAGUAAAUGCGCAAGGAGGAUUCCAUGGUAACGCUCUGCACGCGGCGGCAUCGGAGCCCGGACGCACUGAGGUCGUGCAGAUACUGCUUGAUGCUGGCGCGAACGUGAACGCGCAGGGAGGAGAAUUUGGCAACGCGCUGCAGGCGGCCUCGUUUGAAGGUUCACAGUCGGUCGUAAAGCUAUUGCUAGAUGCCGGGGCGGAUGUCAAUGCACAGGGAGGAGAAUUUGGCAACGCGCUGCAGGCGGCCUCGUUUGAAGGUUCACAGUCGGUCGUAAAGCUAUUGCUAGAUGCUGGCGCGAACGUCAACGCGGGAGGGACUUUGGGUAGCGCACUGCAGGUGGCCUCGGUGGCGAAC
Messenger RNA from Zymoseptoria tritici IPO323, 441 nucleotides. RefSeq lists its product as uncharacterized. NCBI's taxonomy places the organism in Eukaryota, Fungi, Ascomycota, Dothideomycetes, Mycosphaerellales, Mycosphaerellaceae. Gene Ontology annotation, biological process: positive regulation of transcription by RNA polymerase II. Gene Ontology annotation, cellular component: nucleus. Gene Ontology annotation, molecular function: protein binding; transcription cis-regulatory region binding. The transcript has a single exon. The record is from RefSeq and is a predicted model, not a curated record. The annotation marks the transcript as partial.